AUGGCUAAGGUACUCCAGAAAGUUGAAUCAACUGAUGCAGGGGUAAAAGAAAUGAGAGGUGGUUUCUCGAGUCUGAAGCAAGCUGGCAAAGAGGAGGAUGAAGCUGAACAUGUAGAUGAUUUGGAGGAUCCUCAGCCUAAAGCACAACCUAUGAGAGGAAAAGAGAAAGAGGUCGAGGAAAACCUGCCUUUACAGCAGAUUCCCAGACCACCUCCUCAUUUCCCUCAAAGGCUAAAAAAGAAAGUUGAAGAUGGGACGUUUACAAAGUUCAUCACUAUGUUGAAGCAACUUUCAGUAAACAUACCAUUGGUGGAAGCCCUGGAACAGAUGUCAGGAUAUGCCAAGUUCAUGAAGGACUUGGUUACAAAAAAGAGAGUUGUAAGUCUUGAUUUUACUAACGAUGUUCAUUAUUGCAGUGACAUUGCUACUAGAUCUAUGGUUCAGAAAAAAGAAUAUCCAGGUGCAUUCACUAUCCCAUGCACCAUUGGGUCAAUUAAGUUUGCAAAAGCUUUGUGUGAUCUAGGAGCUAACAUCAACCUGAUGCCAUUAUCCAUCUACAAGAAAUUGGGAUUAGGAGUUCCAAGACCCACAUCAAUGAGGUUGAUGAUGGCUGAUAGGUCAGUUAAGUGGCCAGUAAGAGUCCUCUGUGAUGUACUUGUAAAGGUGGACACCUUCAUCUUUUCAGCUAAUUUCGUGAUCUUGGAUUGCGAAGUGGACUUUGAGGUUUCCAUCAUUUUGGGAAGACCCUUUUUGGCCACAAGAAGAGCUUUGGUGGAUGUUGAAAGAGAAGAGUUGAAGUUCAGACUCAACAAGGAUGAGGUAAAGUUCAAUAAUUGCAGGUCAAUGAAGCAACCCAAUGAUAUGAAUGUGGUAUCUGUAAUAGAGGUGGUUGCUGAUGAAGACAUGAGGGUACCCAUAGAAGAGAGGAUGACUGUUGAAACCUUAGUUGCAGUGCUGAUGAACUUUGAUGUUGAAUUCUGA
Solanum tuberosum (potato) is the source of this 981-nucleotide messenger RNA. RefSeq lists its product as uncharacterized. Lineage: Eukaryota; Viridiplantae; Streptophyta; Magnoliopsida; Solanales; Solanaceae. The transcript has 2 exons. The coding region runs from base 1 to 981 and encodes 326 amino acids. The record is from RefSeq and is a predicted model, not a curated record.